Aspergillus wentii DTO 134E9 is the source of this 844-nucleotide messenger RNA. RefSeq names its product lysozyme. The record is from RefSeq and is a predicted model, not a curated record. Gene Ontology annotation, biological process: cell wall macromolecule catabolic process; peptidoglycan catabolic process. Gene Ontology annotation, molecular function: lysozyme activity. NCBI's taxonomy places the organism in Eukaryota, Fungi, Ascomycota, Eurotiomycetes, Eurotiales, Aspergillaceae. The transcript has 2 exons. The coding region runs from base 152 to 673 and encodes 173 amino acids.
GAGAUGGGUGAGGCUUGAACCUUCAAUGGAGUUGUAUAGGGGAGUUGGCUAUAUAAGAGUCGCACAUUCUCGUCCUAAUCCCUCAUUAUCAUCAGCAUCACUACAAUUUCUACAAUAUACUGUCUACUCGAACCUCUCCAUCUACAUCAAAAUGAAGCUCAUCGCUAUUGCCUCCCUCGUCGCCAUGGCUGCUGCCCUCCCCUCCAACCUGGAGACUCGCAGCACCGGCAUCAACCAAGACGCCGUCGAACUCAUCGGCAGCCUCGAAGGCUUCCGCUCCGACUUUUACACUAUCAACGGCCACAAGACCGUCGGCUACGGCCACGACUGCGUCGCCAAACAAGACUGCGGCAGCAUCAAGACUCCCCUCUCCAAGGCUGAAGGCCAGAAGCUCCUCAAGAAGGACUUGGCCGGAUAUGAAAGCUGCGUGUGCAAGCUCGACAACGCCAAGGAGCUCAACGCGAACCAGUACGGUGCGCUGGUCAGCUUUGCGUAUAACUCUGGCUGCGGCGGAGUUGAGAACUGGUGGCAUGGGGCGAUGAAGAAGAAGAACUUUGACGGGAUUUGCGAGGCUCUGCCUACGACUAAUACUUUGAAUGGGCUGUUGACUACACGGAGGAAGAAGGAGGGUGCUUUCUGUGCUAAGAAGACUACAGAGAAGUCUGGCUGUUAGAUGCAUAGAUGAGUGAUAGAUGAGUGGUCGAGUAGUUCUUCUUGUUUGUAUUAUUGUUUAUUGUGAUGUAGCAUCGCUACUUUUGAAUACAUUAUGUGUGAAUUCUGUCUACUCGCAGAUGAUUAAGCCUACUGCCUUCUAAUUCAUCGUACUAAGAUGUUUAAAAGAGAC